Molecule: messenger RNA, 2340 nt
Organism: Nerophis lumbriciformis (worm pipefish)
Lineage: Eukaryota; Metazoa; Chordata; Actinopteri; Syngnathiformes; Syngnathidae
Product: PDZ domain-containing RING finger protein 4-like
Molecular function (GO): protein binding
Source: RefSeq, a predicted model, not a curated record
GACGUGAAGCUGCCAAAGGAGAGUGGCGCCUCCUCUGCACCUGGAGAUGACAAGCAGCGCUGCGCCGUGUGGACCCUGACCCCCUCCCCGCUGACCCCCUCCCCACUUCCCCUCUCGCUCGUGUCCGCCGCCGCGGAGGAUUGGACGCCUGCCGUUUCCACGACAACUAUAAUGGGCUGCAAUCUGUGCACUUUACAGAAGCGAGAGGAACACUACAAGCUGCUGUAUGAGAUAGGACAGGUCAACGGCAAGGAGCUGUCCAAGUCCAGCCAUGAGGAGACCUUCCGGCCCGCCAAGGACCCCGUGGUGGUUCAGGUCAUCCGGCGGACCCCCAGCGGCCGACCCCGCGGCCCGCCUCAGGAAAUCCGUGUGGUGGAUGUGUGCACGCAGACCGACAUCACCUUUGAACACAUCAUGGCGCUGGCCAAGCUGCGACCUUCCACGCCUCCCGUGCCUGACGUCUGUCCCUUCCUGCUGUCCGACAGCUGCCACUCCCUGCACACCCUGGAGCAGGAUUACUACCCAGGGACCGACUACCUCUCGCCCGUUCCGCUUGACGGCGAAAGGACGGAAGAGUUGGAGUACGAGGAAGUGGAAUUGUGCCGACUCAGCAGCCAAGAAAAGCUGGGGCUGACUCUGUGCUACAGGACGGACGAGGAGGAGGACGUGGCCAUAUACGUCAGCGAGAUCUGUCCCAACAGCAUCGCCGCUAAAGAUGGCCGCAUCCGAGAGGGGGACCGCAUACUGCAGAUCAAUGGUCGGGAUGUCCAGGACCGAGAGGAGGCCAUGGCUGCGCUCUCCAACGAGGACUGUCGCAGCAUUCUGCUGCUGGUGGCCAGGCCGGAGAUACAGCUGGAGGAGGCCUGGCUGGACGACGAGCACAGCGACUUCUUGGAGCAGCUGAAAAUAGAAAUGCUGGAGGAACAGCAGCGCGAGGACAAGGAGUUGGCCGCCUUCCGAGAGGAGCAGGUACGCCAGCAGAGAGCAGAGGACGACCGGCCCACAUGCUCCUCGCGGACCCUCAGAGACCAAAUGGACAGUUCGGAGGAGGACGUCCUGGCGCACAUCCAGAGACGUCUGUCCCAGUGUCUCCUGGACAACUCGGACACGCGCCGGCCGGAGGGCCAGGAGGACAAUGAGGACGAGGAAGCGGCAGGCGAGCGCUUCCAGCAGCUCCUGGAGCUCAAGUGUCAGAUCCGGAACAGUGGCGAGUACGACCUGUUCUACAGCCGCCGCAGCACCAUCGAGUGCAGCAUGGCCGAGCAGGGCGGCGUCCAGCAUGAGCUGCGCAUGCUCAACGAGGAGCUGCGCAGCAUCGAGCUGGAAUGCCAGAACAUCAUGAAGGCCCACAAGAUCCGCAAGAGCCUGCAGUCGCCCUCCACCACCGGGUGCUCGGUGCCCUCUGAGCCCAGGGACCAAAACCUCCACAAGGGGAGUGAGGACAAGGACAGCUCCAGUGCCUACAACACAGCGGAGAGUUCGCGGAGCACCCCGUUGGCCAUGGAUCGCUCUCCGGAACAUUCCCUCCAGAGGAUGGUGAGCCUCACCAACCAGAGGAACCGCCGCAGCAGCCUUGCCAGCCCCAUCCCCGUGGCAGGAUGCAGAGCGCCCCUCCUGGGCAAGAGCAGCAGCCCGGACCACAGCAACCCCUCGGACCAGUCGGAUCAGACGCUUCUGCCCGAGGAGGACCAUAAAGGGAAGCUGAGGCCUGGCGUUUCCCAAAUCCCUUACUUCUCCCCGUCCCAGCACCGGCAGAGCAACAUCCCAGAGCACGCCCACCACUACCAGAGCUACAUGCAGCUGAUCCAGCAGCGCUCGGCGGUGGAGUACGCCCAGAGCCAGCUCAGCCUGCUCAGCAUCUGCAAGGAGCCCCAGAGCCCCCUCAACCAGCCCAAGAUGGAAUGGAAGGUGAAGAUCCGCAGCGACGGCACGCGCUACAUCACCAAGCGGCCCGUGCGGGACAAGAUCCUGCGGGAGCGCGCCCUGAAGAUCAAGGAGGAGCGCAGCGGCGGCAUGACCACGGACGACGACGCCAUGAGCGAGAUGAAGAUGGGCCGCUACUGGAGCAAAGAGGAGAGGAAGCAGCAUUUGGUGCGAGCCAAGGAGCAGAAGAAGAGGCGGGAGUUCAUGCAGAGGAGCCGCCUGGAGAGCUUGAAGGAGAACCCUCAGAGCAGCAGCGAGGUCAGCAUCAUCGAGCUGAGCCACAAGAAGAUGAUGAAGAAGCGCAACAAGAAGAUCCUGGACAACUGGAUGACCAUCCAGGAGCUGAUGACUCACGGGGCCAAGGCUCCGGAGGGAGCGCAGGUGCACAACGCCUUCCUCUCGGUCACCACCGUAUGA